Molecule: messenger RNA, 618 nt
Organism: Meloidogyne enterolobii
Lineage: Eukaryota; Metazoa; Nematoda; Chromadorea; Rhabditida; Meloidogynidae
Source: the annotation of a GenBank genome assembly
AUGAUAAAAAUAAAGGAAAAUAUAUUAUGUCCUCGAAUUAGAGCUUAUUCGCUUUAUUCGGUUUUGGCUUUUGUAGCCUUCUAUUUUGAUGAUAUUUUUAAUCAAUUGGAUAAGAAAGGCGUGACAGAAGAGAUCCAUUAUCUACUUAGACAACAUAAGCAUUAUGAAGUUUGGAUAACUGGGCAUUCUUUGGGUGGAGCAUUGGCAGCAAUAGCUGCAGCAAAAUUAAUUCAAAGUAAGGAAAUCGGCCCUGAUAAAAUAAAGCUUGUAACCUUUGGUCAACCGCGUACUGGUGAUAGUGGAUUUGCUGCUGGUAUGAGUAAAAAUUUGCCUUUCUUCAAUUAUCGAGUAACUAGAGCUCGUGAUUUAGUUGUACAUAUACCUCCACGAACUUAUGAGGAUUAUGCACAUUAUAAAACUGAAAUUUUUUAUGAUAAUGAGAUGAAACCGGGUGCUAAAUGGAAACGAUGUGUUGGAGGAGAUGAAGAUAAAGAUUGUGCAAAUAGAUAUGGGCGAGUUCUUUUUCCUAAGCUUUACUAUUAUAAUUUAUUUCUAGUAUCUAUACAAUAUCUGAUCACACAAAAUAUUUUGAUAAGGAUGUAUCAGCAUAUGGUUUGA